AUGCUGCCUUUCAUAAACGCCCCUUUCGCCUACGUCGCUGACGCCCUGGGUGCUUCUACCGAUGAGCUCAAACUCGUCGCGUCUUUCCUGAUCUCGUACCCUCUUGCGGGGUUGCUCAAGCGCAUUCCCGAUUCGAAGCCCUGGCAGAAGAAUGCCUUCAUAAUAUCGGUUUCUCUGUUCUACCUCGUCGGCUUGUUCGACCUCUGGGCUGGCCUCCGCACGCUAUUCAUCAGCUCAGCUGGUGCUUAUGCUAUCGCCAAGUACAUUGACGGCCCGUUGAUGCCAUGGAUCGGCUUCGUCUUCUUAAUGGGCCACAUGUCUGUCAAUCACCUCGACCGUCAAUUCAGGAACGAACCCCAGAAUGUCGACAUCACCGGUGCCCAGAUGGUUUUGAUCAUGAAGCUCACCGCCUUCUGCUGGAACGUCCACGAUGGCCGCCUGCCCGAGAAUGAGCUUUCCGACUACCAAAAAGAGCGUGCGCUUCGUGAUCUGCCCUCUAUAUUGGACUACGUCGGCUAUGUGCUGUUUUUCCCGUCCUUAUUCGCCGGCCCCGCUUUCGAUUACGUCGAUUACCGCCAAUGGUUGACCACUAGCAUGUUUGAGCUGCCUCCCGGCGUUGAUCCUUCCAAGGCUGCUCCAACCCGGAAGAAGCGCAAGAUCCCGCGCAGCGGCACGCCUGCCGCGUGGAAGGCCGCCUAUGGUCUUGUUUGGAUAUUUGCCUUCCUGACCUUCUCUGGAUGGUACAGCACAGACUUGCUUCUGGGUGAUGAGUAUAUGAAGCACAACUUCCUCAAGCGUCUCUACUAUCUGCACAUGGUUGGCUUUGCUGCUCGCAUGAAAUACUACGGCGUCUGGCAUUUGACCGAAGGUGCUUGCAUUCUCUCCGGUAUCGGCUACAAGGGUGUUGACCCCAAGACCGGCCGUGUCAACUGGAACCGCCUCCAAAACGUGAAGCCUUUGGGAAUCGAGUUCGCUCAGAACACUCACGCCUACCUCGGAAACUGGAACAUCAACACCAACCUCUGGCUCCGGAACUACAUGUAUCUGCGGGUGACCCCCAAGGGCAAAAAACCUGGAUUCCGUGCCAGUAUGGCCACCUUUGUUACCUCUGCCUUCUGGCAUGGUUUCUAUCCUGGCUACUACAUGAGUUUCGUUCUGGCGAGCUUCCUCCAGACCAUUGCCAAGAAUGGCCGCCGCCUGCUUCGCCCUUUCUUCCUGGCGCCCGACGGCCAACGCCCCCUUCCGACCAAGAUAUAUUACGACAUCUUCACUUGGUUGGUCACUCAAUUGGCAUUUUCUUACACCGUGAUACCCUUUAUCACUCUCGAGCUCGCCCCAUCCCUCUUGAUCUGGCGCCGCGUCUACUUCUUCACCAUCGUCGGCGUCAUCGUAUCCUUGGCAUUCCUCGCUUCUCCUGGCAAGAAAAUGCUGCAGAAGAAGGUCGCACAGAGAUCCGGAGCGGCCAAGCCAGCAGCCGUCAAGGACACGGCGACCUCUACGGCAACCGCCCAAAAGCCCUCUGUCGCCGAACUCAUCUCCCGUGGCCGUUCGAGCCUCACGAUUGACGACCUUUUGGAAGAGAAGGUUCUCGGCGAAGCCUUGGGCAUUCGCCCCGGCCUGAGCCGUAACCCCUCUGCCGAGGGUGCAGGCAGAGUUCCUCUGAUGGGUCUUCCUGAGGACCCCGGUUUGGAACUCGAUGAAGCCAUCGAGGAGGUCAAGGCCGAGAUCGCGAAGAGGAAGGCGAGUGGCGAGGGUCCACCAGGUCCCCACGAGGUCCGGGCUUGGUUGGAGGAGAAGGUGAAAGAGCUGAAGAAGAGGAAAGAUUAA
Molecule: messenger RNA, 1827 nt
Organism: Lasiodiplodia theobromae
Lineage: Eukaryota; Fungi; Ascomycota; Dothideomycetes; Botryosphaeriales; Botryosphaeriaceae
Product: Mboat family protein
Exons: 5
Coding region: 1-1827 (608 amino acids)
Biological process (GO): lipid modification; glycerophospholipid biosynthetic process
Cellular component (GO): membrane; endoplasmic reticulum
Molecular function (GO): 1-acylglycerophosphocholine O-acyltransferase activity; 1-acylglycerol-3-phosphate O-acyltransferase activity
Source: RefSeq, a predicted model, not a curated record